AUGGAAGCUUUGCUCCUAGCUACUACAUCUGAUACUAAUAAUUUCAGUGCAAUUGGUAUUGUAGGGAUGAGAGGAUCAGGUAAAACUACUCUUUCUCAAAUAAUGUUCCAUAGCUCUAGAGUCCAAGAAAGUUUCUCCCCAAUGUUAUGGGUUGAGUUACCUCAAUAUCCGAAUCUAAGAUCCGUUGUCUUGGCUAUUCUUGAAUGCAUGGCAAGUGAUUUCUCUUUGUCUGUCAACACUUGUGAUCUUGAUGAUCAUUUGCACAAUAUGCAUCUAUACUUGUUUAAUAAGAAGUAUUUGAUCGUGUUGGACAACAUGUGGCCUGCUUCGAGUGAUGAUUUGGAUUUCAACAAGAAGUACAUAACUCCACUCUGGAAUGGAUUGCCACUUUGA
This is a messenger RNA of Camellia sinensis, 393 nucleotides long. RefSeq names its product putative disease resistance protein RGA1. The record is from RefSeq and is a predicted model, not a curated record. Lineage: Eukaryota; Viridiplantae; Streptophyta; Magnoliopsida; Ericales; Theaceae. Gene Ontology annotation, molecular function: ADP binding.